Benincasa hispida (wax gourd) is the source of this 399-nucleotide messenger RNA. The record is from RefSeq and is a predicted model, not a curated record. NCBI's taxonomy places the organism in Eukaryota, Viridiplantae, Streptophyta, Magnoliopsida, Cucurbitales, Cucurbitaceae.
AUGAGCAUGGUGGGAGAGCUAAUAUAUUUUCUUGGUCUUCAAGGUAAACAACUCUCUGAUGGGAUAUUUAUAUCCAAAAGUAAGUAUGCUAGAAACAUGCUUCAAAAGUUUGGCCUUGAAAACGCUAGUCCCAAACACACUCCAGCUUCAACUCAUGCAGAACCUACCAAAGACUCCAAUGCUAUAAAUGUUGAUGAAAGCUUAUACAGAAGCAUGAUUGGAAGUCUACUGUAUUUAGUAGCUAGUCGUCCAGACAUUGCUUACGAUGUGGGCGUAUGUGCUAGAUAUCAGUCUAAUCCAAAGACAAAUCCUCUAACAAUUGUUAAACAGAUCCUAAAAUACAUUAGUGGGACAGUGGACUAUGACCUUCUUUAUUCCUCUGAUUCUUGUUGGAAUUAA